UUUCCGUGGCUGGCUGCUGUUACCGCGGGAGAACGGGGCAGGUCAGCCUCGCAGAGGCCGGCUUCUGCUGAUGCAAAAGCAUAGCAGGUGUCCCCGUGCCGCCUGAGGCCGCGUGGGCGACAAGGAGCCGGCCGUUUGCGACUGCCUUGGAGUCCUGGACGUAUUUCGUUGCUGCUUCUGCUGGAUCACCUCAGGACUUUCGAGGGAGGCUCUCGUCAGCCUCGCUGAGAGGUCUGAAUGACCCUUGAAGAAAUGUAAAGUCAGCGGAAGGGUCACCGUAUCCUCACCCGCUCCCGUUCUCUGCUGUUUUGAGCCUCAACAUUUAGAUGAACGUUUUGUGAACAAGGCCAGGGGAAGAAGAUCCGUUUAUUGAUUUUGUUCCAGACCAGACUGGACCUAAGUUGUCAAAGGUGGUGCUCGUGGGGUGCCCAACACAGGAACAAAACUGUUCUUAGAACAGAAUGAUGACAGUAGAUCUAAAGGUGGCUGAGUAUUUGAACCCUCAGAUCAGGGCUCUGUGGGAGACCAAGGGAUCUGUGACAGAGAGCUCCAGUCAGAGUAAGAAAUAUACCUCACAAAUGGACAGUCUCAGUCCCGAGAUCUCUCGACAGCACUUCCGGAACUUCCAUUAUGAUGAGGCAGCUGGACCCCACGAGGCUGUGAGUCAGCUUCAGGAAUUAUGCUCUCAGUGGCUGAGGCCAGAGAUCCACUCAAAAGAGAUGAUCUUGGAACUGUUGGUGCUAGAGCAAUUCCUGACCAUUCUGCCCAGGGACAUCCAGACCGGAGUAAAGAAGCACCAUCUCCAGGGCAUUGAGGAGGCUGUGGCCCUCGUAGAACACUUGCAGAAGGAAUCUGGUCAAACGAGAAAUGGGGUUGCAGUCCAUGAGCUGAGAAAAGAGGCAGUGCUCUUGGGAGAAACAACAGAGGCCCCAGGCUUCAAUCUGAAGCCAGCAGAGUCCCAGCCAGUGUCCCAGGAUGAAGAAUUUUGGAAUACAUACCAGGGUCUACAAGAACAGCCGAGCAAGAAUACUCAUAAAGAAACUGAGCCUGUAUGUGAGAGGGCUGUGCCUGCUCACCAGAUCCUAGCCUCUCCUGAGCAGACAAACACCAAAGACUGGACAGUGGCACCUGAGCUCGUCCUGCCUGAGUCCCAGAGCUUGUUGACAUUUGAAGAAGUGGCCAUGUAUUUUUCCCAGGAAGAAUGGGAGUUACUGGAUCCCACUCAGAAGGCCCUCUACAAUGACGUAAUGCAAGAAAACUAUGAGACUCUCAUCUCUCUAGCUGUGCCUGCUCACCAGAUCCUAGCCUCUCCUGAGCAGACAAACACCAAAGACUGGACAAUGGCACCUGAGCUUGUCCUGCCUGAGUCUCAGAGCUUGUUGACAUUUGAAGAAGUGGCCAUGUAUUUUUCCCAGGAAGAAUGGGAGUUACUGGAUCCCACUCAGAAGGCCCUCUACAAUGACGUAAUGCAAGAAAACUAUGAGACUCUCAUCUCUCUAGCAUUAUUUGUGCUCCCCAAACCUAAAGUGAUCUCCUGUCUGGAGCAAGGAGAAGACCCCUGGGUUCAAGGAUCCCCAGAAUUCAACGACCGUCCCAGAGAGCUGCCUACAGGGUUAAAACUAAAAAAUAACACUGAAAAUCAACAGCCUGUAUGUCUUUCUGACUUAGAAAUACAAGCACCAGGAGACAUAAUUUCAAAAAAGACCAGAGUGAAAGUUCCUCAGAAAACAACGGGCAAGGAAAAUCAUGGUGAUACUCACAGGGUGGGGAAGUGGCACCAAGAUUUUCCAGUGAAGAAAAGAAAGAAACUUUCAACCUGGAAACAAGAGCUGCUGAAACUUAUGGAUCUUCACAAGAAAGAGCGUGCAGCAGAGAAGCCUUUUAAAUGCCAGGAAUGUGGGAAAAGCUUCAGAGUUAGCUCUGACCUUAUUAAGCACCAAAGAAUUCACACUGAAGAGAAGCCAUAUAAAUGUCAGCAGUGUGAUAAGAGGUUUAGAUGGAGUUCAGAUCUUAAUAAGCACUUAACAACACACCAGGGAAUAAAACCAUAUAAAUGCUCAUGGUGUGGGAAAAGCUUCAGUCAAAAUACAAAUCUCCAUACACACCAAAGAACUCACACUGGAGAGAAGCCCUUUACAUGUCAUGAAUGUGGAAAAAAAUUCAGUCAGAAUUCCCAUCUUAUUAAACACCGGAGAACCCACACAGGUGAGCAGCCUUACACUUGUAGCAUAUGCAGGCGAAACUUCAGCAGGCGGUCAAGCCUUCUUAGACACCAGAAACUCCACCAGUGAAAGGAAGCUUGUCCAAUGUCUUUAGUCUGAAGAAAUUCACCAAGUGAAACUUGACCCUAAAGUUUAUGAAAACAUACCAAAUUGUGAAAGCAUGAAGAAUUUUUCAUCAGUGGAAAAUUUGGGGAUAUAAACAUCACAUUUCACAGAAAGGAAUCAAAGUUGACUCUGCAGGGAUGUGUUAGUGGUUGUACUACUUACUGUUUAUUCUUAUAAUUUUCAUUGAAUUCUUUAGCAAAAGAGGUGUUCUGAGAACAUCCUGAAUUGGAAAAACCUGGUUUGGGAUUGUACCUAGCAAAAUAGCAAAUUCGGCUUCAAAUAGCAGAUGCAGCCAUGAAUCAGUCAGUCUUCUGUGGUCACAGAGGUAAAUAUUGUUCGUUUUGCAUUGAUCUCCCCAGCCACUCUUAAACACAUAUGAUAGAAACAUUUGUAGCAUUGGUCUUUUGGUCUUCCAAAACAAAAAGCAAUAAUAUGCAUGUUUAAUUGCAUACCGUUGUCUUCAAGUUAAUAGGCUUGCCAAUUUCAGUAGUUUCAUGGAACGGAAAUUAAUUCUAAUGUAAAGUUUUCCAAGAACCAAAUUGGAUUUUCUUCCUCUCUUGUCAUUGGACAUUGUUCACAAUGCUGGACAUCAUUUGAGUUCCUUAAACUUUUUAGCCACUUUAGCUCUUGAAUCCUAUUAGCACAAAUUUUACUGUGAUGAAACCAUAUUUCCUUUACCACUAGGGAAUCUGCCAGAUGAACUAAUAGUGCACUAUUUUAUGCCUCUCAUUGGUGGUGUUUGAAAAAAGGAAAACAUCUCUAAUGAGAUCAUAUGGAAACGGGUUGGAAUUUUUAGCCAUGGAGUAUAUAUUAGAUGUAAAGAAGAAUUUUCUGCAAUAAAAGAAACUAGAUUGUAUCUUUACCUCACAAUGUCAAUAGGAUAAAACAGCCAUAAAAAUUAGCACUUUCCUCAGUCCUAAAAGAAAAUUACUGGAAAUUCAGGAUCAACUUUUCAGGUUUUUGUUUGUUUGCUUGUAAUUUGGCUUUUGUUUGAUAUUAAUUGCGACGAGAGAGUCAUGUUUGGGAACAGAGGUGUGUGCUGUAGUGCUGUGGUUCACUGGGCAUGGUGUCCUGGGAAUCCAGUUAGUAGGAGACCGACUUCUCAAAGGAAAGGUUGGGGAGCUGAUGCUGAGUGGUGGGCAAGGCUGAGCAAAUCCACAUCCAUGUUGUUGUCUUACACUGUAAACCAGUAAGCAGGGAGGAUAUACCUGCUUCUGUUUUCUCCAGCAGAGCAUUUAACAACAGCUUUAGAUGAUAAAUUUGUUAGACUGCUGAAAAUCUCUAUAGGCUAUGCAUUUUCUUAUAAUUCACCCUUUUGUUUAAAACACUGAUUCAGAUGUGUUUCUGUUAGAACUUUUAGGUGGUAUUAGGAAAGGGAUUAAAUUACCUCUUCCAGAUUUUUCAUUUCACAAACUAGGAAGUUAAGGCUCAAAGAGAUAGAGGGACUUGUUCAAGACCCCAUAGCUAGUGGGUCUGUCUGCCAUCAUAGCUUCAUCAAUCAGGCGUAAAGGCAGGAUUAGCAGGACUAAUUUGUAUAUAAUCCCUGCGCAGCCAGUCUGGAUAACAUUGUAUUGUAUUUAUUUCUAUCUCAUAAAACAUUCCAGUUUCUUGAUUGGUUACUGAAAUACUUUAUGGGGGUUUUUUUGGGGAAGGUUAGCUCUGAGCUAACUACUGCCAGUCCUCCUCUUUUUGCUGAGGAAGACUGCCCCUGAGCUAACAUCUGUGCCCAUCUUCCUCCACUUUAUAU
Molecule: messenger RNA, 4074 nt
Organism: Equus quagga
Lineage: Eukaryota; Metazoa; Chordata; Mammalia; Perissodactyla; Equidae
Gene: ZNF75A
Product: zinc finger protein 75a
Exons: 9
Coding region: 462-2291 (609 amino acids)
Biological process (GO): regulation of transcription by RNA polymerase II
Molecular function (GO): DNA-binding transcription factor activity, RNA polymerase II-specific; RNA polymerase II cis-regulatory region sequence-specific DNA binding
Source: RefSeq, a predicted model, not a curated record